CCUGAUUCUGCUCUGAUAGUCGACGCCUCACCGUCCGCGGGCAGCAGUACACCACGGCCACGCUCCCGGGCUGGUUAUAAAAACACGAGGGCACACUGUUUGCUGUCGUCUCCCACGUCCAUCUCCCUUUGGCAGGGAGUCGUAGGCCAUCCCACACUCUUUCGACCAUGCAAACCCACAGGACCGCCGGCCAGCCUCUCAACUACUUCCAACAGAGCCCUGUCCGAGGCCAGCUUGAGCUUUCGGAUGGGUACGCGAGGUCCGGCUGGCGGUAUCUGCAAUGCACUGAUACCCCCAACGAGCUACGGGUGCUGCUACCGCCAAGGACGUCGCUGGUGUACAGCUACCUACUUAAGGCCGAGAUUCUUGAGCUGGCAAAGGACAAGGAUGCUGCUUGGGAUCGCAUCAUCCAAGUACGACACUUGAAGGAUCGGAUGAUUCGCAAGUGCUCCCGUCUUGCCAAAGACUCGUCCAGCUACGACAAGAACACUGGUCGCAUGAUGAUGUUCACAGUUCACGCACCUCCGGACUUCAGACUGAAGGAGAUGGAAAGAUGGUUCCGCGACCAAGGUUCGGACUUUGUAAAGCAUGUUUCGGCCACUUCGACAAGUACUUGCAACAAGUGCGGCCCGCUCGACGUGGAGCACGCUCAACCUCGCAAAGCUGCAACCCAGCCCGCGGUCACAGCGAUUAGCACGCGUACAGUCACUCGUUCCAACACCAUCUCGACCCGUCCAACAACCCCGACGCGGUCGCGUUCGAUGUCCCAAUCAAAGCCGCGAUCGCGAUCGGCAGGCGAAGGCGCGCGUGCCCAGGGCAGGUCGGCCAGCAAGACAUCGCAGGCAACACGAGUGCCGGAACGUGUCCCAAGGCGUCCGUCAAAUUCAUCAAGCGAUACCGCCGUUGAACACGAUCCGGAAUCAGUACAGAAACUUCCCAAGCGAAAGGAAUCGAUCGUACAGCAACCGACACCUUCGAAUUCUCGCUCGCCUUCCGCGUCCCGCUCGGCCAGCCCACCGGCUGUGCGCCCUUCUAGGGUACCCGAAGUUGUUCGGGAAAUUAGCACGCCUUCUCCAGUCGCAUCGCCUCCACAGACACCACCCACCGUAACCCCGCAGCGGUCAGAAGAAGAUUUGCGCUCACAGGUAUCUGCCCGCAGCGGCGCUUCAGCGAAGUCCCUCCUGCCUCGUGCCGCAAUUCAGUCCCCAGAACCGCUUCCCAUUCCUUAUCGUCCACGUGAGCAAACCCUGUCCCCAGAACCUGAGACCACCUCCGAUGAGGAGGAAGAUGAAGACGAGGACGAAGACGAAGAUGAAGAUGAAGAUGAAGAUGAGGACGAAGACGAGGAUGAUGUUCGGGACGCUGCCGGUACCCCGGAACCGCAGGAACCUUACGGAGCACCUGCCAUAGUCGAGAUCCCGCGGGUAUCGAGCCCGGACGACAGUACGUUGAUCGAUGCUCAGGCGGCCGACGCCGACGUCCCCCCGCCAGCGCAGAACGAGCCGCCAUCGAUGGGUCAGGCUCUGGAUACGAUCCACGAGCAGCCUGAGGUCGCCGAGCCCUCGCUAGGGCGGCCGCUCGUCCGCCGGCGGAGCAGCCUGAAGAAGCGGGACAGCAUGAGCAGGCUCAGCGCGGCGAGCAACAGCAAGUCUGUAACGUGGGCAAUGGACCGCGAUUGGACGGAGCAGAUGUCGAAGUUCAUCAAGUCGACGAACGAGGCUGAGGUUACCGCUUACGAGCUGGGCGAGCUCCGUGCGCAGUACCAGGAAGAGAUCGCCAUGAUGCGCAUCGUCUGUCACGACGCCAUGGUCGCGGUGGAGCAGCUUGGUUUGAAUACUGGUACGCUUCAACGCGAAGCGCUUGCCCUUGCAGAACAGGAGCAGAAGGUAAUCGUCAUCACGGACCACAUGGAGCAGAAGGAGGCCAGCUAUAGGGAGAGAGUGCUUGGCGUGUUGGAGGAAACAAGACGCGUUGUCGCGCUCUGCGACAAGAAACGCGACCAGCAGGACGCGUUCUGAUACCACAGCUGCCAUAAGUAUUGUAACACUAACUUGUACAUUUAAGAUAUUACAUAGACAUACCACCACUCGUUUACGUUUCAUGUUAUGCGCUAUGCUAUGCUCUGAUGUGUAUAGAUCCUCCUGUAAUAUACUAUGUAUGUAACAUAUACCGAUGAAUGCCAGCCCAUAAUAUGCAGCGUUGGGUAGACCCGCCAAAUGCUCAUAUAUAUCCUAUUCAAUAGCUAGACGUUGCGUAGAAGAAAUAUCAAAUAGUUCUAUGCUCUAAGCCAGUAAGUAAACGACACUAGAGCGAUAUGUGCCCAUAACACGGCGGGAAUAAGAAUACGAUAUUGCAAGGUAUCAGGGAACGAUGAAAUAGAGACAUGUGACGGGUAGGUUGUCAUCGAAGCGAGGAGCACGUCUACCAGUUCCGCUUUCGCCGCGCGUUGACCCACCAAUACCUGACCAGCCCAAUGUACACGGCGAGCACGAACAACGAAAGAGCGAGAACAACGAAAAAAACAUUGUACUUAUUACCGGCAGUCCUAUUGUUAUGGGGGACAUUGACAUUCAUAGAGAAGAAUCCUAUGGCAGGAGAUAA
Messenger RNA from Phanerochaete carnosa HHB-10118-sp, 2601 nucleotides. RefSeq lists its product as uncharacterized. The transcript is spliced from 4 exons. The coding region runs from base 168 to 2018 and encodes 616 amino acids. The record is from RefSeq and is a predicted model, not a curated record. NCBI's taxonomy places the organism in Eukaryota, Fungi, Basidiomycota, Agaricomycetes, Polyporales, Phanerochaetaceae.